Messenger RNA from Sodiomyces alkalinus F11, 2055 nucleotides. RefSeq lists its product as hypothetical. The transcript has 6 exons. The record is from RefSeq and is a predicted model, not a curated record. The coding region runs from base 223 to 2049 and encodes 608 amino acids. Lineage: Eukaryota; Fungi; Ascomycota; Sordariomycetes; Glomerellales; Plectosphaerellaceae.
GUCCAUAACCGUCUCUCCAAAGGUCCCACUCACACUGCGCAUUACACGUAUUCAGAAUCUUCGGACUUGAGUCCCAUCCAUAACCUACUCACCGACUUGUCUCUCUUCGUCCUGAGCAUUUUCCAAGACUCGGCAAGCAGCACGUCGAGUCUCAACUGUGAGAGAAAUCGGCGCGUGCAAGAUUGAGUAGCUGGGGGCUUAGCUUAGUUGGCUACCGCUGUCAUGGUUCGCGGCGACUGGGCCAGGGAGCCCUUCUCCCGGAACCAGUGGCUUCAGGAUCGCGUCUCUGCGGAUAACUCACCUAUCGAGCCUCAACCUCGAUACCAUGAGCCCAACGAUGCCCGUCGGCCGCCCCUCAACAUAGAAAAGGCUCUGCGGGAACAUUGUAACAUACCCGCCCGCUACUAUUUUGUCGCAGCAAUUCUGGACGAUGGUACGGCGCAAACUUUCUCGGGUCCAGGUCGCUUCCACUUGGCUCCUAUUGAAACGUUUUUCAGCAUGGAUGCAUUCCGCCGGCAAGUAAAGAGAGCAGAAUCCGCUGCCAGUCCUAUCCACGAGGAUGAUCCUCACGGCUUCACCUACGGUCCUGGUUUCGCACAACAUUCUUUGGAGCGACGUCGACAAGGAAGCGAGGCGUUUGGUGACGACGACCAUGUCGGUUUUGGCCCGCGUAAGAGGAGCCGGGGCAACCGACGGCCGAUAAACGACGACGAUGGACCGACUGUCACGGUUGGGGCGACAAAGAGGGCUUUGAGGAUCGGCGAUUCGCGCGAGGUGUGGGACUUUUACGACCAACGAUUCAGGAAUUGCCAGCAAACCGCCUGUAAGCUCAUAGCGAAGGCGUGGGUCAAAGUCGUCGAGCCUAAGAAACAGACCAACCACCCCUAUACCGGGCAGGACGAGAAGGCGCCAGAGUGGUGGCCGAAACCUUGGGGUCCGACGAAAGAUGAGAAGGUGAGGCAUAAGGAACCGGAUCAUUUGUACAAGAAAGAACGAGUCCACCUUCUCUGUCACAUUCUACGAAUGAUUGUGGAGCCCAACGAGAAGCAACAUCCCUCUAUACGGAAAAUGAAACUGGACAUUCAGAAGUUGAAGGAGGCAACUGAUGAGGCGUUGUCGUCGUUCUUUUCGGGUAAAGAGAAUGAAAAGAAUGCGAAGAAGAAGCCUUAUCUCGACGAGAUCUUCAAAGUCGCCUUGCAAGAGCAACGGUACAAACAUGGAGAGAUAGAUGGGGACUCGUUGAUAUACGUCAUGGCAGAGGAUCGGUUUCCCGAGACGGGCAUUUCCGAAAACGAUGAUGGUGGGAUACUUACCAAGGAAGACGGCGACCCCCCAUCCGUCCCGUCGAGUGCUUCUCCAUCGAAAGCAUCGCAGCACGACGUACUACUGCACAGAGUACAUGGCUCCAACACCGACCAUAGUCAAGGAGGUCAUAUGCAGGGUGGCGGCUCCUUUGUCGGCGAAGUAGCCGUAAGGGAACCAUCACAUUACGCGGCACAGAUGCUUCCGCCCACCAUGCAUUCCGAAGCGCACUUCGUACAGGGCGGCAACCUGCAGCACCCUUCCGGGGGCCUGCCAAUGCACGACCUGGUACCGAGCCCACAAGACGGUCAACGGCGCACCUCUAUCUUUGGCAGCCCAGCGGAGUACUCGAAUGCGCCGCCCGCCGCCGCGGUCUACACGCCAGCGUGGCACCAGCAGCACCAGCAGCACCCAGGCACUACGGCGCCAGACACGACAUCGAUGUACUCGUUCCCGUCACAUCCCCCCGCGGCGGCAACACAGGGACAUUUCGGUGGGCAUCCGAACGUGCCUGUUGCCCAGGGUCAGUAUAUGGGGUCUCAGUACGACGGUUUGGCACGCGGCAAUUUUGAUCAGGCGACCUUGUUUCGACACCCGGCCGGCCCCAGCCCUGCCCAAGUUCAGGGCCCUCAGGGCUAUCCAGCUUAUCUCCCUCCCGACGGACGCAGCAUGUCCAGUUGGAACCCGGAUGCCAAAGCCGAGCCGAUAGCCCGGCCGACCAACUCCCAUCAUGGGCAGUAUCCGUAACACGAC